Messenger RNA from Geodia barretti, 2558 nucleotides. The record is from the annotation of a GenBank genome assembly. Lineage: Eukaryota; Metazoa; Porifera; Demospongiae; Tetractinellida; Geodiidae.
GCCUGCCAAGAGCAGAAAAUAAUUGCACGCCACACGGGUAACGCGGCUUCUUCUAGCUUCGCCCGACACUCGAACACCUCUAUAAAAGAGACGGAGGUACGUGACUGACUCGGGUAGAGAUCGGGAGACGCGCACUGGCUACUGCUCUUCCUCUCUACCUUCUGCAGCCGGGCAAUACAACACCAGGUCGACUCUCGCCGUUCUUCACUUCGACUGCAAAUCCUUGUCGUGUGCAAGACCGGGAUGGGUCGUCUUCUAGUCUGCGUGUCGCUCUGCGCCAUCAUCCUCUCUUCGCUGACGGACGCCGCCGAGAUAUGCCGUCGGAGCUUUUACAUCGACGAAGACAUUGACCUGUUUGGGAACUACACUGACCUUGUGACGUUGAGUAUGGACUGCUCCAAGGCGGGGUUUCCCUCCCUGACUGUGGCAGUAGAGCCGCGGCUGAGAGACCAGAUUGAGAGCCGGGAGAGCCUCAACGGGAAGGUGGCAUUCUCCAUCAGAUGCGAAAUGAACAACACCGUCAAAUUCAUGAACAGGAGUGCAGUGGUGAAAAAGAGUGAGCCUUGGACCUCGCACAUACAGUUUGGUAACUAUCUCCCGCUGGGGCAAAACUGCUCUGUCGUGGGCUGCUUCUGGGACUCGUACAGCAGUGUGGCGGAGCAGAGGAGAUAUGCUGUUCAAGGAUCCUCGUGUUUUACCAAUCUGAACGAGUGUGAGAUGGAUCCAGGACUGUGCGAACAGGAAUGUACAGACACCGUUGCCGGCUACGAGUGCUCCUGCUCAGCAGGGUUCCGACUGGACAACAAUUCUAGGAACUGUACUGAUGUGGACGAGUGUUCUGAUGGAACUCAUAACUGCAGCCACCACUGUACCAACACUGAGGGGAGCUAUCUCUGCACAUGUCCUUCCGGCUACAGUCUGGAUCAAGAAAACACCACUUGCAAUGAUAUUGAUGAGUGCUCGAGUGAGGAAAACCCCUGUCAUCACCAGUGUGAUAACACCGCCGGCAGUUUCCGUUGUCUGUGCACAGAAGGCUUCAGACUCUCCGAGGACCAGCAUUCGUGCCAAGAUAUCGAUGAGUGUGACCCUGAAUCAGGUUUCAAUCAGCAGUGUCAACAUUCCUGUACAAACUCCAUCGGGAGCUAUUCCUGUUCCUGUGAAGACGGCUACACACUCAGCUCUGAUCGCCACCGCUGUCUAGGAGCAGGAGAGUGUGAGAACCCAGGAGUGUGUGCCCACGUCUGUGUCAACACCAGUGGGGACUACUUCUGUCAGUGCCACUCUGGCUACCAGCUGAGUCAUGACGGACACAACUGCACUGCCAAGAUACGGCUGGACGAUGGAGUUCUUGUCAUCUACAUGCCCUGGGCUGUCCCGCUGGCCUGCGCCAGUCUUCUCCUCCUCCUGGCACUGGCUCUCUACUACAGCAUAACUCGCCGGAGAAAAAACGGACACAUUCUGGAGACUAACCAGGACCUUUACGAGUUCUACCUCACUCAGGAGAAAAUUGACUGCAGCUACCAGCCUGUUGAUCUCAGCAACGGCAUCCCGUUUGACACAGAAUCCAUCCACAGCGAGAUGACCUCCUUCCACAGCGCUUCAAACACAAACGAGGACCUAGCGAAACUCGCUGCUCCCGAACAGACUAAACUCGUCCUCGUUACGUACGACCCAUCUGCAUUUAGCAGCAAGGAGAACCUUGCAGCACCGACCGAUACGGGUACGGAGGCAAACGAACCGUCACAGGAGAACGACGCGAGUAACUUGGACACAUCCAACGCCGUGGAAUUUGGGAAAGGACUUGAAAAUAUUCCCAGCCAGGACUCACACGAUUCAUGCAUCGGAAGCUCCAUUGCUGGAGACACGAGUUCGGGAUUCAGAGCCUCAACUAUCCUCUGCACUCCGGACACAAGCAGCUCUUCAUUCACUCAUUCAACCGACACUUCAGCAAACAGCGACUACAUUGCCACGGGCUGCGAAUCUUCACCCUCUUCAUCCUUGUCCCAUCGAAAUACCCCGCCAGAUUUUUCUGCUAAUCCAAUCCUCGGUAGCAGCAACAGCAAGGUCCUAAAUCUGCCCGGAAGCAAAGAAAGCGGUUCCGACAUUGCCACCACGACUGAGAUCCCACUAAUGAGCAAAGGAUCCCCAAACAGUUUGGGUGGAAAAGAGACAAAGACAUUCUCAAAGAGCAAAGACUAUAUCCAUGCUACAAAUGCCCUCUUUGCGAUGGUCGAUAGAACUCCCAGCAACUCGGAGUAAGGCGCACCGGAAUCACCUAUAGCAGCUCUCACUUUCUUGCCGAGACUAUCAUCAUCAUAAAAGUGUUAUUUGCCCCCACACAGUUGUGUUGCAUCUCUUUGUAGCUCUUUCGGUAUCACACAGUUAGAGCUAUACUAAUACCACAGGCUCAUCAUUUCAAAAGGCAUAGUGUUCUAUAUAUAACGUUGUCUAUCAUCCAAUCCCAACUUUUACAUGGGUAUAGCUCCCCAUUUGUAUGUAUGUAUGUAUCUAUGCUCACCACCAACAAUCUCUUUGUAAAUUUCAAAAUGUUCCCCAAC